Messenger RNA from Sander lucioperca (pikeperch), 2911 nucleotides. It is a transcript of the gene apcdd1l, whose product is annotated as adenomatosis polyposis coli down-regulated 1-like. Gene Ontology annotation, cellular component: plasma membrane. The transcript has 4 exons. Gene Ontology annotation, molecular function: Wnt-protein binding. Bases 506 to 2059 code for a protein of 517 amino acids. Gene Ontology annotation, biological process: negative regulation of Wnt signaling pathway. The record is from RefSeq and is a predicted model, not a curated record. Lineage: Eukaryota; Metazoa; Chordata; Actinopteri; Perciformes; Percidae.
CCCACACAAAAUACUCCUGCUCACAUGCACGCACACACUCACUGCACAUGCAUCGAGUGGAACAGAUCCACAGAGCUGCACAGUAGUAAGGCAAUGGGGUGUGAUUGAGUGAAGGGGGGUUAGAGAGAGGGAGGGAGAGAGAGAGAGAGAGAGAGAGAGAGAGAGAGAGCAUUUACUCUCCCUCUCUCCCCACUUAAGGAAAGCACCAGUGUGGAGAAGUUGCAUGAAGCGUGUGGUUCCAACUGAGGACUUUCUUAUCAGACCAUGGGAGCUAAGAAGUGGAGGUAGAAGAACAAGAAGAACAAGAAGAAGAAGAAGAAAGGAAAAAACCUCCCUGCUGGCUGAACAGGAGACCAGACUUUUAUCUGAGGGAUUACUGGACUGUUCAUAUAUGUGCUCGUGUCAUGGUGAUAUCCUACAUGAUCGUCUCUUGUUGACAGGAGCCUCUCUGUGUCUUGGAUUUCCCAAGGAUCAAAGUUUGUUUUCUGAGCUGAGGAGUGUGUGAAUGAAGUGUGCGGAAGCAGGAAACAUGUCAAACGGACGUUUUAGUCACCUGUUGAGGGGAGUCUGGCUGCUGUGGCUGUGGCAAGCUGUGUUUGUGGCUGGAACAGGGAGUAAACUAUGGGAGGUGCCCACAGGCUCCUUCACUUCCUCCUCCAACCACAGUGAGAGCCUGCAGUGGGAGCAGGACUGUCAGUAUCGCCACCUACAGGACAGAGUGAGGAUCACAGCAGACAUCCCCCCAAGACUGGACGGCACAUGGGUGUCAACAAGAUGUGAAGUUCGGCCCGGUCCAGAGUUCCUCACCCGCUCCUACACCUUCCACCCCAGCCGUCACUUCCAGGCCCUGCAGCACUACUACACAGACAGCGGCUGCGAGGACCCGACCUACUCCCUGAUUAUUAGGGGGAAGCUUCGUCUGCGUCAGGCGUCCUGGAUCACCCGCGGGGGCACCGAAGCUGAACACCAUCUCAGCAAGGUGGGCAUUGUGGUCCACAGCCUGGCAGCCAAGCAGAGGCUGGCCUCCAGGCCUCCUCCGACCUGUGUAGGUCUGACCCUGGCGCUGGGGAAGCCAUAUGAGCUGUACAACACCCGGGCAGGGAGGGGAUGUCUGGCAGCGCUGGGCUUCUCCAUGAUGGAGAUGGGACUGAUACGGGUGGAGACGCAGCACCACAGCCAUGGAGGGAAGGUCCAGGAGCUGCUCUUAGGGGAUAUUCACACUGACUGGACACAGAGGACUCAAUACAGACCGACAGGGUACCAACAGCCACUUCAGAACACCAUGCAUCACAUCCACCCUUGCCCUGUGUGCGCCCUGGUGUACCGCUCCUCAGAACAGCGCCCCCCGGUGUUGCCCCGCAGCCUUGCAGCUCCUCUGUCUCUGGCUGGCCGCUGGGUCAGCCAGCGCUGCGAAACCCGUCCCAACGUCCUCUUCCUCACCCGAGAAUUCUCCUUUAAUCCUGACCAACACACAUGGGAAGGUGUCUACCGGCACUACUCGGACCCUGCCUGCUCUCAGCCCACCUUCAAUCUGAGAGCCUCAGGCCACUACGCUCAGGGAAACCCCUCCGCCAAAGUCUCAGGAGCCACUGAGUUUGUUUUUAAGGUUACCCAGGUGAGAGUCACAGCUGUGGAGGAGCCCACAGCGAAGUUGCUGAAUGGGACAAGGCCCGGAAAGUGUGGUCGGGCAGGAGGCUGGGAGGUCGGGGUGGAGCAGGACUUGACCCCCACAGAUGGGUGCACCCUGCUGGGCAUCAAGCUGCCACAUAAGGAGUAUGAGCUCUUCAAGACUGAGCUGGAUCACAGGAAACACCCACUGCUGUUCAUCGGAGAGAGGCCGGCUGACGGGUCCAGUCCAGACCGACCACAGAGGAGGCCCACUUCCUUUCAGGCUCCCAUGGUGCUUUGCAGUGGGGGACACACACAGCUUUCACGUCACUAUGGUUCAGGUUUUAACAGCAAGCAAGUCCAGUUAGCAGCCAGUGGGACAGCGCGACUGGCACAGCUGGUGUUACUGGUGCUAGGAUCUGUGUUGUGUAGCGGGUUCUGUGUUUAUUAGAGACACUGUUCACGAAUCAAGCCUGAAGUCAUUGAUGGACAUUGUUUCCUGGCAGCUUUCUUUCACUCUUCCUCCAUAUGAUAAUGGCCAACAUGUGUGAUGGUCAAGAAACAUCAUCAGACACUCAGGAGAGAUGAAUAAUUUUUGAUAUCUGGCUUUCAGAUGCUGCCUGUAGGCUCACUUUAAUGACUCUUAACUUCAGCUGCAUUACUACCUAAAACUAAUCUGUAUAUAAACCACCAAUAUAUACAAGUGCCAUCACUUCAGUAUGUAAAAUAUAUAAAUAUAUUCUUUUAUACCGUCUUUCUUUUGUAUAAUGAUCAGAUGUUCUCACUUCACAGAUUAAUUAUUACUUUUGCAUAUUUCUGUGUAAAUGCAGUUUUCUUGUAAUGCCAAUUGUUACAAAGCAAGAUUACAGUGUUGAAAUGUGGAUCAGUUAUUUCCCCAUCAAUUUGAAAGCCAUGGACUUUCCAGCGGACUUCACACAAGAGCUCAUUUUCAUCCAAGAUGCAGUAUAACUAAUGUACUUUGUAAAGAACAUUGUUUCCUCGACACGCUGGAGAAAAAACAAGCUGGAAAGUGGGACAUUUGUAAUCAGCACUCUUAAUAGCUGCCAUCGUCGUUGGUCUAAUGCCACUGUGGUGUGAAAUGUUGAUUUAUCGCUAUCCUCUGUCAAAGCUUGUGUAUUAGUCUGCUUUUCCAUCAGCAGUCAAACAAAUCAAAUUAAUAUUUAUUUUAAUCGUUUAUACUGUACUUUUUGAUAAGAAAAAGAUUUUUGGUAUAAUAUUUUAGUUAGUUUGGCCAUUUAAGAAGUGAUUAUUUUCUAUGUAUAUUAAAAAUGGCUUUUCAUAA